AAUUCCUAUAUACCGACUAGAAUGUGAAUUUGCCUAACGAAGACUGAUAUAUGUUUAUAAGAAUUUCAAUUAAUUUUAAUGAGAAUUAUUAGAUUAAAAAAUGUUUCAGUCUAGAGCAAUGCCUAAAGUUAUUGGGCUAUUCGCUCUCUCAAUUUUUCUUAUAACGUCCCUAGUAUUAUUAAGUGUCUACCAUAAAGAAAUUCUGCAUAUUAUCUUACCCAUUGCUAGAAACCUCUCUCAUCACCGAUUCUCAUUUCUGAUCCCGCUAUGCAUGAUUGCUGCGUCUUCAGUUCCUCCAUUAGCUGGGCAGGAUCCUAUAUCUAUUGUUGUAGGAGCUGUAUGGGGCCUUAACGUCGGAUUUUGCACCGUUGUCUGCGGUAUCUUUCUUGGAGAAUCAAUUGCCUUUCUAGGAUAUCGCUACUUUUUAGAAGAGAAAGCUCAGGAAUUCCGAAGUCGACAUCAAGAGCAUUAUGGCACAUUUGUCAAGAUCCUUGAAGAAGGAAGCUACCCUCUUAUCUGGCUAAUUCGCCUUAGUUUUCUGCCUACUCAUUUUACCACUGUCUUCUUUGCUACUAUUCCCCAAGUAUCUUACGUCGGCUGGUCAAUCGCAUUUUGGUUCUCUUGUUUCAAAUACCUUGUUCCUGUGUAUGCUGGAGUAUGUUUAGCAGCCAACACUUCCACUCCGGCAAAUGUUAUCGGGAUAGUUCUAAGUGGUGUAAUCACUGUUGGCACCUUCCUCCUAAUUGUGUACAGAUAUCAAAAAUUAAAGGAAUAUCAGCCUCCGAUUGCUCGUCCAGCUAGUCGAUCUACGGAGUUAAACGCUCUGGAAUCCCAGCAGUCUGAGUCUGAACAAAACGAGUACACAUAUGAAUAUGACAGAGCUGCCCGUGAACGUGAUCACUUACUUUCAUCCAAGUUUGCAUAAGCUGAAAGCUGGCUGCUUUUUUUGCUCCAAUUAUCAGGUCAUUCAGCAUAUCCUUUUUUGUAUGUUACGUUAGUUUAUACGCUUACAAUCCAAAAGCAGUGACACCAUCUAGUAAAAGGGAACUCAAUAUGAUCAAGUUAACCGUUUUGUUCUCUAUACUUUUCUACAUUCAUGGCCAGUUUUCUAUACUAAAGAUAUAGUUAAGAUUAAAUAAGAUGUAGUUCUAUAUCGUCUUUCUCAUUAAAAUCUUAUUGAUUGUGAUUAUUCUUAACGGAAACGUAAAUAUAUCAUUCCAAAGAGGACGAAAAGGAUUGAAUCCUUUCAAAGCAUUACUCCAAAAUUAUCAUCACAAAUGGCUUUUAACUCUUUGAGCUAUUGUAAACCGUCGUUUAGUUUCAGAAAG
Schizosaccharomyces cryophilus OY26 is the source of this 1328-nucleotide messenger RNA. RefSeq names its product SNARE associated protein. Lineage: Eukaryota; Fungi; Ascomycota; Schizosaccharomycetes; Schizosaccharomycetales; Schizosaccharomycetaceae. The record is from RefSeq and is a predicted model, not a curated record. The transcript has 2 exons. The coding region runs from base 101 to 925 and encodes 274 amino acids.